AUUAAAACUAUAUACUGAUCAUUUCUUUGUCAGCAGGUAAACGCACAAAAUCAUCAGGGGAUCAAAUAUUUUUUUCCCUCCCUAUAGCUAUCUUCUGAAGCUGAGCUGCACUUCCUUUGCCUCCUCCCCCAUUAAAACUAGUUUUCUUUAAAAGAGUGAGGUAGUGCGUAAUAACAUGAAGCCAGUCUGAUAUAUGGUUAAUGCAUCAGGCAAAACCGGGAGACUGUGAGUUCUAGUCCCACUUUCGGCAUGAAGCUAGUUGGGUGACCUGGGACCAGUCACUUUUUCUCUAGGAAAGAGGCAAGGGAAACCACUUCCAAAAUCUUGACAGGAAAAUUGCAGGGACUUGUGAGGUAUUUUCCAGGAGUCAAGACUGACUUGAAGGCACACAUACACAGACACAAACAGCAUAGACGUCACAGCAGUGUGUGAUAAAUUUAGCUGUGCAUUCUUUUCCUUAAUUUCUGGCAAACAAGGCUUUUACAGGAGCAGGUAAUCACCAUUUGUGACCAUUUUUCUUCUGGCCUUCAGACAAGUCUUUCUGCCAAAGGAUAGAUCAGAAUCUAACUUGCAGGAGAACAAAUUGGAGCAGUCCCUGUUAAUAGCUGUUACCCUCUCAAGAGAAUGAGAUGUUUCAAAGAAGAAACACUUGGCUUCCAGUGAAGCCAAAUACUUCCUCCUUGGAAGGACUGCCAGUGCUCCAGCUGGAGGGAUUUAUUCUCUUUUUGGCUGUUGUUUGCUUCUUUCUGGGAAGAAGUGUUGCAUUCCUCCUCCCCCAGAUUCUUUUUUUUCAAUCAAGGUCCUGUUGUGUUAAUGUAAAAAAAAAAAGGCCAGAUUGAAGAGAAAUGAUGGUAGUACUCUGUGUGUGUGUUUUUACAUAGGGUGUGUUACUAAUUUUGGAGUUGCAGCUUGUAUUCAGAACACCCGCAGCCUGCCCUUCCUCCAACAGAGAUGUUUGUUUCUAACUGGCUUUAUAUUAGGGAUCCUCAACCCCCAUCCGUGGACCAGUACCGGGCCACGGCAUGCCAGCAACCGGUCCGCAGAAACAAGCAAAACCCCAUCCGCGGGAUGCAGGCAGCACACAAAGCCAUGUACCCUCCGGUCUGCGGAAAAACCUCUCCACGGAACCAGUCCCUGGUGCCCAAAAGGUACCUGAUAAAUCCCAUCAGUAGGCCUGGAGUCAGAAACCAUCAGCUAAUACAAAUCUCUCUUCUGCUCUUUGGCUCUCCAUGCGAGCCAGAGACAAAUGGAUGCCAUCGCAAGUGCCGGCCUCAAGAGGAAAUUUGAUGAUGUGGACGUGGGCUCGCCCAUUUCCAAUUCCGAUGAUGAGCUCUCCAACAGCGAUAGCGCAGACAGCUGUGACAGCGUCAAUCCUCCAAGCUCCUCAGGCUUCAUUCCAACCUCCAUCUUAAAAAGGCAGAAACAGCUGCGUAGAAAGAAUGUGCGCUUCGAUCAGGUGACGGUGUACUACUUCGCAAGGCGUCAGGGAUUUACCAGCGUUCCUAGCCAAGGGGGCAGUUCCCUGGGCAUGGCCCAGCGGCACAACUCUGUCCGCAGGUAUACCCUGGGUGAAUUUGCCCAAGAGCAGGAAGUGAAUCACCGUGAGAUCCUUCGAGAACACCUGAAAGAGGAGAAGCUUCAUGCCAAGAAAAUGAAGCUGACCAAGAACGGAACGGUGGAGUCAGAAGAGGCUGAUGGUUUGACCCUUGAGGACGUCUCAGAUGAUGACCUCGAUGUAGAGAACGUGGAGGUGGAUGACUACUUCUUCUUACAGCCACUGCCUACCAAGCGGCGGCGAGCUCUACUUCGAGCCUCUGGUGUCCAUCGCAUCGAUGCAGAAGAAAAACAAGAACUUCGGGCCAUCCGCCUCUCACGUGAAGAAUGUGGGUGCGACUGCCGGCUGUACUGUGACCCUGAGGCCUGUGCCUGUAGCCAGGCUGGAAUUAAAUGCCAGGUGGACCGAAUGUCCUUCCCAUGCGGCUGUUCCAGAGAUGGUUGUGGGAAUAUGGCUGGGAGAAUUGAAUUCAAUCCCAUCCGGGUGAGGACUCACUACCUGCACACCAUUAUGAAACUAGAGCUAGAGAAUAAACGGCAGGUGAGCCGGGCCGCCCAGACUCUGGAUGAAGAGACCCCUCAUAGCUCCGGCAGUGACUGGCUGGGAAGCCAGUCGCCAGAGACCCAGGAUUUCCAGGAGUUCAUGGCGGAGAAUGAAACGGCAGUCAUGCAUCUUCAGACAGCUGAGGAGCUGGAGCGGCUGAAGGCUGAGGAAGACUCUAGCAGUGGCUCCAGCAUGGAAAGCCUGGGGGUGUGCAUUUUGGAGGAGCCGCUUUCUGUCUCCGAAGGGAUGUGCCCAAGCCUCGCCACGCCAAUCCUCAUUCAAGCUCAGCUGCCACCAGGUUCCUCUGUUCUGUGUUUCACGGACAGUUCUGAGCAAGCCAGCUCGGCUGAGGGCAGCCGACCCUACUUGAACAAUGGGCCCGUUGUAUACUAUCAGGUUGACCAAAGGUCAGUGCUGGGGGUGAAGGGGGAAAAUAGAGCCGAGGAGCCCGAGGGGACCCCUCGUUACACAGAGGAGAAGGAGCUAAGCAUCUACUCUGUCCCUGUGACUUCACUGGUGUCUUGUGGCAGAGCCACAGCCACCAGCAGUGUAGAAACAGGGAAGGCUGCUGUACCUUUUGAGCCCCCGUCUUCUGAAAGCUGUCAGCCUGAAGUUCCUCUGCCAAGCUUGCCACUCCACACAGAGGUGCCACAAGACAGUUUGCGGCCCCAGAACCUGGUGCCGCAAUCUCCAGAGAGGGCCUGUGAGCUCUCCUCUUCUGAGGAAAGCUCUUUGGGCCCUCCUCUGACCGUGUGACAAUUCCCAACCCAUCGUCUUGAUGUUUAUUUAUUGACAAAACGGUUUUUAUCAAAUGGCCACAGCCAUUGGGAAUGGUUUGAUAUUGGGUGGGGGAGGGAAAGGAGAAGGGGCUGCUUUGUGUGGGCUCCACCAUAUAAGGGCCUAAAACUGAGCACUUAAACGGCUGCCUCAGAGUAGGAGGGCCUGUCCACCCAGUAGGGCAGCCUCCUGGUUCUGAAGAGGUUGGACCCAUAGGCGAUGGAACUUUGUAGGGGAGGCCUAGACUCCCUCCUACAAGGACCAAACGUGAAUGUGUCUCAUGGAAGCAAUAGAGCAAAGCUGCCUUUUCUAAAGUGCUGGAUGGGUUGGAGGGCAGGCAGAAGAGAACACGCUGUUACUACUUCAUGACGUCAACCAGUCUCUAUGCGUGGUGGAAUCUCUCCCUCCAGUUGCUGAUCCCAAGUGAAGCUGCUGCUGCCACCGCCACCGCCGCCCAUCCCUGUCUGUCACUUUCAGUGCUGUGUCUUGGUAACGGUGACCUUACUUGCUUGAACUGCUCUAACCAGUUACACAGCUUAAGCUCUGCAGCCUCUUAUUUAUGUGACAUUUGCUGCCCUUCGUUCCCUGGAAGGAUCCCAUGUAUUUUUUAAAUUCACUAUGAAUUAACUUUGAUCAUGACUAGCUUACACCUACAGUUUGGCAUGCAACUGUCGUACAAAAUAAUUUUCAUCCCGGAGCCUCUGCCCCGCCCCCGCCAGUAGCUUCACCCAAACAUGUUCACGGGCCCUUUUUGCUGGCCUUGGCUGGGAACUGAUUUAAGUUUAAAUUAACUUUUUUAAAAAAAAAUGCUGAAUGUUUACGGACAUGAUGUGACUCAAGACGUGUCACUGACUCUCUGAUCCUGAGCUGCAAUCUGUCACCUCCGAUUGGAACCCUUUUGGGGAUCUGAUUCUGUAAACACUGAAUGCCCUAGGAUCAGGUGGGGUCCAAUAACUGCCAGUUUGGGUGGGCAGAGUCCUACAAAGUACUUAACCUUUUGCCUCAUAGUUUUACGAAUCAGUUUUCCCUUUUCACUGUCUCAGUCUUUUCCAUUCUAGUUGCACAAGAAUUUGGAGGUGAUGUUGAAAGCUUUCUGUCCCCUUGCGCCUUGCUUAGCAACCUAGCAUUCUGGAUGACUUGAAAGGGCACAGGAGUCUGUGUGCAGUAAAACUGCAGCCUGCUGGGUCACAAGCAUUAGGGUUCAGUAAAUGUGCAAUAAGGUGGCACCUGCAAUCCCCCUCCCAGUGAAGUGUGUCAAUUGUUCCAAUUGGUCUUGGAAUAAAGGGAGAAAGGACGCCGUUAUAAGCUGCCACUCGGCCCUAUGACCAAUCUAGGAUAACAAAAGCACUUUUCUCUUCCAGCUUACCCGGAGCAUCCUUUUCUUCUUCUACCUUCUAGUAAACAGCAGAUAAUCAUUGCCUUUCUCUGUCGUCACCUGUUCUGACCCAGCUCAUAUUACAGCCCUGUGGUGUAUCUCUUACGUGGGCUGGGGCUUAGCAAGAACUGGUUUCCCUGUAUUUAGGAAUCUUUUCUUUUUUCAGACUGCUCAAGACUUACAAUGACUUGCACAAAAGCUUCUGGGUAAUUCAGUUACCCAUAACUCCUUAUGCAUAAGAGGGUGGGAUUUAAGUAGCCUACCUACCUCCCAGCUGAGAAAUAAUACAGGCACCAUCAGAACUUAAAUAGGUGUUUGUGCUUUUCAGGCAUAUAACUAGAUCUAUAUAAAUGCUGGGCCACGUAAGUUUCUAGAUGCUGAAUCUGGAAAGAUUUAACAGGCUCGGGCUUCUUAUGUCCCUUAAUUGCAAAGCUGCUUGGGAGUAGGCAGAACAAGCCAAGUCUUACUAAAAUUCUUGGCUGUUAACGAUCAGUGAUGAGCAAUCAGUGCUGCCAGCGCAUCCAGAAAAGCCUAUUCUCCUGAAAGUGACUCCGUGUAAGAUAAAGUAAACACAAGCAAAUGCUGUGUAGGCGGCAGGAGAGAAAGACUGUUGACAUGUAACACCCUUUCAGCCCAUUCCAGGCUUCAGAACAGAUGCAAAGACUUCAGUACUAGACUCCUGUCUGAUUUUCACCUUAUCUCACCCAAGCUCUCUUUGUGCUGAUUAGCACAUAGUAUGCAGCCAGGGCUCCUGUACUUUGCCAGACUACUAAGUACUUAAUUGCUUUCUCAUCGCUACCUCUUUCAGGGGAUUGUUUAGAAGCAAUGCCAUGUUUAGUGGGCAAAUGUCUCCUUUGUACAUUUUAAAAUGUAAGAGGAUGAAUGUGCAGCCUUAAAAUGUCCUUUUGUCUUUAAAAAGUCACACACCUUGUUGCAUCUCUCUCUCUCUCUCUCUCACACACACACACACACACACAACCUACCUUCCUAUACACUGGUCUCAUUCCUGAGGGGGUAUUUAGGCUUUUAUUCCAUGCUGCUUUACCCCCAGACUAUUCCUGGAUUUGAGGGUCCAUUGGUGUCUUUCCUAAUUCUCACAUUUGUAGUUUACAAAACAAAUGGUGCUAUAAAAGGCUAGAUUUAUUUUCAAGGCAGCUGAUUCCAGAUGCAACUCUCACUGUAGCAAAUGUAGUGCUCUUCGCAUCUGAAUCAAACAGAAUAGAAAAAUUUCCUCCUACAUCGAAUACAUAGCUUUGUAGGUAUCUAGGUCAAAGAGAAGGCAUUUCUUAUAAAAUUCUCUAUUUGAAAGCACCUUGGGUAUUUAUAAUACUGACCCCAUAAUUGCUUUUUUACACAACUACAGUGACAUAGGUACCUGUAGGUUUGUUUCAGGACAAGAUGCACUUGUCUUUUCCCUAUAUUAUUCCUCCAUUGUUCCAGCUAUACUCUUUAUAGCCCUGAAUUAGGAACUAUUGUGUAGCAGAUCUGCUCUAAAGUAAGUGGCUAAAGCCAGAGGCUUUGCUGCAUUUAACUGCAUGGUGUUAUUCUGGGGAUUGGGCAUGAUGAGCUCUAGAAUCAAGUUUUUAAAUGGGGCUUACCUCAAUUCUUGUGGAUCUGGCAGUAAUAAGAAUCUCCUCCUGUUGAGUGCUUAAGCUGUUGCACCCCAUGGCCACCUGCCAAUACUGACAGAUGGUUUGGUGGAAUACAAUUUCUGAAAAUGGAAGCAGCUUCACACUUAAAUACCAGGAUUCCAUUUUUAUAGUGCAGAAACAUUUCUUGUGACUGACAUUCUGGAAUGCAAUGAUUAAUGUAAUGGCUUGGUAGAAACCAAGUACUAAAAUACUACAUUCUUACCCAGAGGUGGAGACAAUAGGGAAGAAAACAGAAACUCAGCAUAGCAUCUGAACUAUUAAAUGUUACACUGGCUUUCAUUUCCAUGAGAGUGCUUAGUUAUGACAGAAAAAGACAUUAAAUAGCUAUUUGUAGAAAAAUGGCUAGAAAAAAAAAGACACUCCUUCCUGAGCAUUAUGAAAAAAGAAAGGGCACUGAUCUCAAAUGACAGAAUUUUAUUUCUAAAUCCUGUAGUAGAGGCUGGGCUUCUUAGAAAGCUUUUGUUUUUAAAGAAUGUUCUUCAAUGCAAAAAGGCCUAUUUCUCUUGCCUGUCUCCCUUUUGUUAUUAGUAACAAAACUAUCUUUCUUACUCUGAUGUGGUGGUACAUUCACCUGUUUUCCCUUCCCUUCCCUUCUUUUGGUGCUACUGAACUGUUUACAGGACAGCCCUUUUACUACCUGGAGGAGACUUCUAUUAAUGAAGCCCUGGUCUGAUAUAAUUGGUAUUAGCCCUGUCCUCUUGUCACUUGCAACUGAUAAACUUCAUAACUCUGCUUUCCUGCAGGAAAUACACAGGUGGCAUUUUCAAUGUGAAUCCAAAGCUUGUCAGGUCCUUUACAUUUUGUUUUGCCUCUUAUGUUCUUUUCAUUGUGAUAAUGCUGUAUUUAAAGAGGAUAUUUAAGUGUAAAAACAAAUAAAUGCGUAAACUUA
This is a messenger RNA of Crotalus tigris (Tiger rattlesnake), 6791 nucleotides long. RefSeq names its product cysteine and serine rich nuclear protein 2 (gene CSRNP2). The record is from RefSeq and is a predicted model, not a curated record. Gene Ontology annotation, cellular component: nucleus. Gene Ontology annotation, molecular function: sequence-specific DNA binding; DNA-binding transcription factor activity, RNA polymerase II-specific. NCBI's taxonomy places the organism in Eukaryota, Metazoa, Chordata, Lepidosauria, Squamata, Viperidae. Gene Ontology annotation, biological process: regulation of transcription by RNA polymerase II. The transcript is spliced from 5 exons. The coding region runs from base 1247 to 2854 and encodes 535 amino acids.